AUGGACUCAGAUGAUUUGGAUAAUGUCCCUUUAGCUCAUUUGUUGAAGAAGACCAAUGUCCCAGAGGUUAUUGAUGAAAUACCAGUGGCUCCUUCCGUGUCUGCUCAUUCUCAAGAGAGCUCGUCAACUGAGGGAGUAUUUUUUCCUACUCUUAGUAUUGCUCCGGCUUCUAAUGUUCAACCUGGAUCGUCAGUGUGUUCCCCUCCUUCUGUGUCACUUCCCUUUGCACCAGAUGAUGCCCAUGUAUAUGUUCUUGAUAAUGUUCCUAGUGAUGUUUCUACUACAUCUGAAGGGCAAACUGACGUUCAAAGUAAUGAGAAUGAGGUGGACCCUUCAAACACUGCUGUGUGCACUGACGAAGUUCCCACAAAUGCUGAUGAUAGUCUUGUUGUUCCACCAAGUUCUUCUGAAGUCCCGGUUGCAUUAAAGCCAGUGAAGAGGAAAUCACAACAAAAUCGAUGCAAUAAAACCACCAAAAUAGGUAGAAAGAAGAUUCCUCCUAAUAUUCCAUCUGUUCCCAUUGAUGGAAUCUUGUUUCAUCAUGAGGAGAAUGUUCAGUGUUGGAAGUUUGUGGUUCAACGGUGGUUAGCUGAUGAGGUAAAUGUUUUUGACAAACAUCAAUCGUGCAUGAGUAUCAUGGACCUCAUUGAAAGGGCAGGUUUAGCAAAAACUAUUUUGAAUGUUGGUCCGUUUUAUCCUCAGCUUAUUAGGGAGUUUAUAAUCAAUUUGCCUAAUGAAUUUAGUGAUCCAAGUAAUGUUGUUGAUAUUGACUGUUCUCCAUCGUCUCCCUCCACUGAUGUUCUGGCUUCUGUAUUAUCUGGUGGAACUUUAUCUACGUGGCCUGUAAAUGGAAUCUUUGCAGUUGCUCUUAGCAUUAAAUAUGCCAUUAUGCAUAAGAUUGGUAUUGCUAAUUGGUUCCCCUCCUCUCAUGCCUCCAGUGUAUCUACAGCCUUAGGAACUUUUUUGUAUCAAAUUUGUAAUGACAAUAAGGUGGAUACAUGUGCUUUUAUAUAUAAUCAGCAGUUAAGGCAUGUUGGUUUGUUUAGGGUAAAGGUUUCUAUUGCUCUCCCGCGAUUUUUCUCUAGUCUACUACUUCACUUAAAUGGUGCCGUGUUAACUGCAUCAGAUGCUCCUCGACCUGAUCCUAAAACAUUAUCACUCAGUUACAGACUUUUUCAGGGUAGUCAUGUGCCUGAUAUUGAUCAUGAUGUGCAUCCGUCUUGCGGCUCAUGCAUUUUCGAUAGAAGUGACUGGGAUGAGUCUGAUGAGGGCUUCUUUGUUGAUAGGAAGUUGGCUUCUUGUAUUGUUAAUUCACUUACUGCUGAAUCUCGUGCUUUGUCUAUUUCUAUCAAUCUGUUGUCUGAACGGUGCUUAGAGGUGGAUAGCUCUCAUUCGUCAUUUAAAGAUUUUGCCCCAUUUACCAGUCGAAAGGAAAAUGGGUUCGAAUAG
This is a messenger RNA of Cucumis melo (muskmelon), 1449 nucleotides long. RefSeq lists its product as uncharacterized. NCBI's taxonomy places the organism in Eukaryota, Viridiplantae, Streptophyta, Magnoliopsida, Cucurbitales, Cucurbitaceae. The coding region runs from base 1 to 1449 and encodes 482 amino acids. The transcript is spliced from 2 exons. The record is from RefSeq and is a predicted model, not a curated record.